AUGAAGAAUUCAGUCGGGCAAAAUCAGGAUUACAGGGGAGACGUAGGUAGUGCUGUGUGCAUGUGUAUGCUGUUGGUGGCAAAGAUUAUAGACCAUGAAAAUUUAUGUCAGUAACAUAUAUCUGAUCACCAUUUCUCAGGAGGAGGGUUAGUACCAGUUGUUGCUGGAACAGUUGCUGUUGUCCUGGUGGUUCUCGUGUUCCUCUCUGUCUUCUUGUGGAUCAGGUGAGCAGCUCUGUUUCACUGAGUUAUCAUAACUCAGUUUAUCAGAUGCAGGAAAUCUUUUACAUUUUAAUUUAUUCAUUAUUUUACCAGAAAAAAGAGAGCUACCAACAAAUCACCUGCAAAUGAAGCAAGACCAGACGACAGAGGGGAGGUGAGAACAGUUAAUCAUAAUAUUCAAGAUAAAAGAAAACCGCUCCUGAGGUGGAAUACAGACACACCGCUACUGGUUAUAGAAACUUUUGGUCUAAUUAGGGACAACAGGAGGAGCUGGUUGACCUUCAGUAUGCCAGCAUCAGCUUCUCCAAGAAUCCUACAGAUCUGUACAGUAACAUCAGACCAACUCAGCCCAGCAGACAAAAGGAGCAACAGGAUGUCACUGAGUACGCUGCUGUCAAUGUUAGUCGUGCCGGCGCCACCAAAAGGUGAGAAACUCUUUAACGAGGACUAGCCUUCUCACUAUAAGAUGAAACCUGUCUUGUUUUGAAAAGUUUCAUCUUUUUUUCCCUAAAGUGUUUUUAUUUUGUAAAAACAAAAUUGAUGAUUUAGUUUCUCAGUCUUCUGAGUCUUAGUUGUUUCUUGGUUUCCCUCCUCAGAACCAGAAGUCCAGAGACCGGAGAGGAUCCUACUGCAGUGUACAGCACAGUCAACAAAUCUAGAAGAUCACAUGAUGCAUUUAUCACCUGAGUUUUCUUAGUCUGUUUUCUGUCAUGAGUUUGUAUUUGCAGAGGUUAUCAUAAAGUUCGUAACAUAGAUUUCUGAUGAUCAGCUGUGCCUCUAAAUAUAUACAGAAGAAAGAGACAGUUACAGACAUUUUCUACAUUUCCUUCACAUUUACUAACAGUUAACAGCUAACUUUUGAUCUGCUAUCUAACCAAAACUUGAGUGCCUUUAACUCUCACAAAAACUCACCAAACAUGGCAUAUGAAUCAGACAUGUUGAAAAAAAUGUGAUCACUUAUGUGUUUCAGACGUGGACGUGGUUGAAUUGCCCACUUGUGCCACCUGGAGGUAUUCAAAGGUACAGCCUCUCGGGGCUUGAAUGAAUGAAAGAGUUGAGAGGUUUAGCCAAAAAUGGUAAAAUGAUGUCCCAGUGGGGCUUUUUAUUUGAUUAAACCAUCAGUGAGCAGUAGAUCAGUAUGAUGCAGUUUUUCUGAUGUUUAACUGACCUCUAGUGGGGAAGUUUAAGAAUCACAUUCAGACUUCAUUUAAGUGCCUUUUAAUUUAAAGGAUCAGUUCACCCAAAAUAAAAAGGUAUGUGUCAUUUGUUUUAUUUAUUCAUAAUCUCUGAGGUUUUAUUUAAUCAGCAUUUUUUAAACUUUUUGCUUUGAUACAUACCUGCUAUUAAAUCUUUAUUAAAAGAAGCAGGUGAAAACACCUUUCUGUUGUGCAUUGUUCUGCAAAGUAAACAUAUUAGAAAAAAGCUGUGAAUACAGAUUUGUGUUAUUUUUUUGUCUCUUAUAUCUAAAACUCUGUACGGUUGUCAUCCUGUUCAUAUAGAUACACUACAGGCCAAAAUUUUGGAAGCAAAGCCAUUACAGGCCGAACAGUUGGGAGUAACUUCAAGUUUUUGUUCAAAAUGCUUUUUUUUUUUAAAUCCAGCAUGAGUUUUAUGUAUUUUUUACUCAAUGGUGAGAUGUUGCUUUCAUUGAAAUGCACCAUUUUACUCCAUUUACCUGUAGAUAUACAUUGAUGUUAACAGACCAUUGCUAAAUAUAUGUCAGCAAAAGAAAAUAAGGGCUUAGUUUAAGGGUUGAAAACAUUUGCAAGAGUCACAACUUCAGUGCAAAAGCAAAAAAACAAAUCACAGUUGGAUUAUUCACUUCAACUUUUUGGCUUUUGAGAGCCUGCAUACAAAAAUCCUACCCCAAAAAUGGCUAGAAAGAAGCAACUGAGUAAAGAAACAAAAGUACAGAUUUGUACAUUGAGGAAAGAAGGAUACACAGAAAGAGAAAUUGCAAAACGCCUAAAGGUGUCUAACAAAGGAGUCCACUACACUCUGAAGAGACUAGAGGAACCUGGAAGUUAUGAUGAUAGAAAAAAAACUGGAUGAAAGAGAGUUACUACAAAAGCAGAGGAUAAACAUAUCAUUGUCACAGUAAGAGAGAUCGGCGAAAGACAGCACCAAAAAUAAGGGAGGAAAUCAACAUGACAAGGUCGAAACCCAUAUCUCUGACAACGGUGAAAAGACAUUUGAGAAAGGCUGGUCUGAAGGGUUGUGUAUCUGUGAACUGUUCAAAAACGCAGAGUCAAUGUCCACGGACAAACUGGUGAAUGUCUGAAAGCACCAUGUGUUACACCCAUAAUUCAGCAUGGAGUAGGAGAUUUGUUUGAAGUAAAGGGUAUCAUGAAGAAGGAACAGUACCACUCCAUCCUCCAGCACCAUGCUGUUCCAUCUGGACUCAGACUUGUGGCUCAUAAGUUUGUUUUGCAGCAAGACAAUGACCCUAAGCACUCUGCCAAGCUCUGUCAGGGUUACCUAGACAAAAAAGAAGAGGAAGGUGUUCUUCAAAAGAUGGUUUGGCCCCCUCAGUCUUCAGACCUUUCUCCAAUUGAACUUGUGCGGGAUGAAUUGGAUCGAUCGGUCGGUCAGAAAGACGCGUCUCACGAAUCAGCGGUCUCUUUUUAAUGAACUUAAGAAAGCUUGGAAUGUAAUUCCUGGAACAUACCUUAAAAGACUUGUGGAACGAAUGCCUGGUAUAUGCCAAGCUGUUGUUAAAGCCAGAGGAGGUUACUUUAAAGAAAGCAAAGUCUAAGCAACAAUAACUCAAAUACCUAAUAAUUAUAGUCAAAAUGUCUUCUGAUAAGUUACUCUUUACACAAUAGUCAUGUUUAUUGUGUUGCAAAGUAUAUUAAUGAAACUAUGAUCUUUUUUUGUACAAAUCUGAUCUUGCUUCCAAACUUUUGGCCUGUAGUAUAUAUGUAUAUAUAUAUAUAUAUAUAUAUAUACAAAUAGAUAGAUAUACUGUGUGUGUGUGUGUGUGUGUGUGUGUGUGUGUUUGUAUAUACAUAUAUAUAUAUAUAUAUAUAUAUACAUGACAGAGGCACAAAAAGGCAUUGGUAAAAACACCAGAAGAGCAAAACACCAGCUACUGGUAGACAUAACAGUUGCUCGGGACUGCAGAACCAGACAGACCAAUCUGUGCACUGCCUUGAUUGAUUACAAGAAAGCCUACGACUCGAUGCCACACACCUGGAUCCUGGAAUGCCUGAAACUGCACAAGUCAACAAGACUCUAAGAGCCUUAAUUGCAAACUCAAUGGGCUCUAUUUUUGUGUACGCCUGUAAGGCGGCGGAGGGUGGCUGACCCCGCGCAGUUGUAUUUUCGUCUGGCGGAGCCCGGCGUACAGCCAGUUUGGUAUUUUCGUGGACUGAGGCGCACUGAGGUUGAACCGAGAUCCGCCAAGCUGGGCGUGGUGGCGUGGUAGGGGGAGGUGUCGACUGAAUCAGCGGGCGCAGUGACAUUUUCGUGCUCGCCAGUGGCGUGUAAAGUGCGCUGAAAGCUUGCCGAUUCAAAGCUGGUCAGCUUUCAGCGCAGGCAGAGCGCAGCUGGUCUAGUAGUAUUUUGGUAGACCGGCGGCGUAUCGGCAUACAUCACCGAUGCCUCACCGGCAGGAUUCCACAGUGUCAGGCACAUUUCAGUGCAAUAAAUAAUCAUCAACAACUAAUAAUCUGAGUCAGCACAUACAUUUAGAUCUAUAUAGAUAUAUUCUGAUCUAUAUCUGAUCUGAUGAGCACGUUUGGCACGCGUUUGGACACACAACCUGACCAAAUCAACAACAAUAAUAAUAAUAAUAAUAAUAAUAAUAGAUUUUAUUCGUAACGCACUUUACAUUUAAAAACAAAUCUCAAAGUGCACAACAAGACAACAAUAACAGUAAAAACCAAGCAACAGGGCAAAACAAUAAAAAACAGUCAGCAGAUAAAAUCAGAUAAAAUUAGUCCGGGUAGGCCUUCCGAAAGAGCUGAACAGCUGAAACCGCAUUAAAUUUCUUCCUCUUCCUUUUAUUUCUCGCACAGCUCAACCUGGACAUGUCUCCGUGUCCUCUCUCCGUCCUGCUGCAGUGGCGGCUGAACAGAUGAUUUGUUUCAGUGCUCAGAUGCGUUAUCUACUUUAAGCCGACAUACUGAUAUUAUGAUAUUCAGUUUUGUGAGCCAAAUUUAUUUUAUAUGCCAACAUCUAUGAAAGAAAGAGCCAGGCCACAGAGCGCGAUGCAUCAUUUACGCACCAAUGGUUCCGAUUUUAAUGUCAUUUUUGGAGUUUAUGUUGUGAUCUGUGCGCACAACCCACCUUUGUCACGUGAGGUUUGAAUAUAUGCAACUUUAUAUGAGUGUCUUUAUUUGUGGAAAAGGGUGUUUGUCUUACCAGUGGGUUCAACCUUACACACACCAAAUCUAUCUGUGCUCAUAUAAGACAGUGUGGAGGACACCCAAUGCAGCGCUACAGUGACACUUGUUGAGGAGCUGCCUUCUGUCGCCACCUUGUGGCAUUACUGUCUUCAGACAUCUCUUGAUCUCUUUGACUACUUCACGAAAAUGGUAAUACGCCUCGCCUGUGGCGGAUUUAAAGGCAAGGAGAGGAGCUUAUGUGAUUGGUGAAAACAGGUCUCAGCUGUGUUAAACCCACUCCAUGCCCUCUCUCCUCCUUUGCUACGACUUACGCCGCUGGGAGGAGCUGAGUUAGGAAGGGGGGAUACUUACACCGGGCUGCGCUGCUCACCAAAAUACCAAAUUGUGCUUGGGAACGCCUUGUUGGCGCGGCGGACCUGACUUAUGCCGCGCCUGCGGCACGUCUCCGGCGAGGCACGAAAAUAGAGCCCAAUGAGGCAAUGGAACGCCACCCUUCAGGCCAACUUCAAGCCAAUAGCACAAGUCUCCAUCAAAUGUGGCAUAUAUCAAGGAGAUGCUCUGUCCCCACUGCUGUUCUACAUAGGCUUGGAUCCCCUCAGCCAAAUAAUCAAUAAUACUGGCUACGGAUACCGACUCCGAAGUGGGAUCACCAUCAGCCACCUCCUCUACAUGGACGACAUUAAGCUGUACGCUAAGAGCAAGCGAGACAUCGACUAAUUGAUCCACACCCCCAGGGUCUACAGCCGUAACAUCAGAAUGUCGUUCGGACUGGAGAAUAUAUAUAUAUAUAUAUAUAUAUAUAUAUAUAUAUAUAUAUAUAUAUAUAUGUAUAUAUAUAUAUGUAUAAAUUUUUUUUUCAGAUUCAAAUGCUGCAUGCUCACGAUCUGUAAAUAUAUAUAAUAGUUACCUCAGUAAUGGCUGACUGCAGUGAUUCUGCAUCACUGCCUCUGUAAAAAACAUGUUACACAUGCAAAGGCUUAAAAAGUUUAUUCUUCUCACCACUUUUUAAAUUUAUGAUUUUAAAAACAAAAUAUCGAGAAUGUUUUAAAGUACAAUGGCAAAAAGUGACACACAAAAGCUGAGUCUUGCAUCUGGAGACUCUUUGCAGAUAUAUCUUCAUGGCUUUGUGAUAAGUUAGAAAUAAGGUAUCCUCUUUUGCAGGUUUUAGUGGCUGCAGGUCUCCUGGGGACACUUAUUAACUAAUCUUAGUGACUUGAUGACUCAUGUGGUUUACAAGUAUCAAAACUGUGAAGAGGAAGGAAGUGAGGCUUCUUUUAACGUCCUACUUCUAUCCACUGCUUACACCACUGACAUGAAACCAUUUCAAGUGAAAAUUACUUUAUGCAGCAAAUGCUGGAUUUGAUUUAUCAAUGUUUCGUGGGUUUCAUCUUUCUUUUAACUACUUCUGAAACUAGCUAUGAGUUCAACAGCAACUAAGAGUGGAUUAGUCAUCAUCUUUCUCUCCAUGACAGGUAAUAAUCUUUCUGUUCUUCAAAUCCAGAGAGAAAGAGAGAUGGAGAGAAAAAAGAAUUACCAAAUAAAACAUAUUUACAACUUUAAUGCCAGUAAUGAUAGUGAUGUUUGUGGGGCAGUAGGAAAAGCAGGGUUUGACAAAAAUAACUACUUGUAAAGAGGAUGAAUGGGGAACAGCGAUAAUGUUAAGGAAAGCAUCACAAGCAAUGAUUAAGAGGAAGUAAAGCUGUAGUGUUGGUGUCUUUGAAGUAAAGUAAAAUUGUAUUCAGUAGAAAGAGUGUUCUGGUCAAAGCCUAUGGUGGCAUAACUGAGAGCAAGUCAAUUCAUCAAAAAUGAAAGUUUUAAACCUGAUUUUAAAAGUACAGGGAUACCCUCUAAUCUGGACUUGAGUCCACAAUCUCCACCAUCCAUAGACUUUAAGGUACCGCACAAAGACACUCUGUAAAUGCAAUGUUCUAGUGUGGUUGGAGGAAACUACAAUAAGGAGUGGGAUUUUAAAUAGUAUUCUUCAUUUUAUUGCAAGCGCAGAGAAUGAACUGCCAAGGAGCACAGUAAAUAUAUAACCUUUUUUUGCUUUUGGAGAAAAAAGGCACAAAAAUACUAGAGGACCAGGGGAGUCUUAAUUUAAUCAAAAACAGACUCUAUUUGCAGAACCAGCAGUUUUUUUCGCCACAAUUCGUAUUGUUAUUUGCUAUGAUUGAAUCACUUUUUGAGUUUUUUAGUGGAUUCUUGUUUUGCAGUCAGGUCAGCGUCUCAGCGACUCAUUUAUCACCAUACAUCUGCAACAACCCUGUCUGUUCCUCUUUAUUAGGUGUUAGGUUUCCAUGCUGAUGCUGCAUUCACAGCACUUAUCUGAUCCAUAUUUAUUUACUUUCAAAAUUUUUCAACCAGAUUGAAAAUCUGUGGGAUUGAUUAGCCUCAAUCCACUGUUUAUAUAGGUGCAAAAUCAAAUAAUCCGAUCAUGACGGUCAUAUACAUGCACCAAGUUUUAUUCAGAUUAGGAGCAUUUGCACAUGUGCAGAGUUGUCUGGUUUCGCUAAAACAACCGCGGAAGAAGAAUUGUAUUUAUGCCUGUGCUGUCAACAAACCAACAAAUGUGGGAGUGGCUCACUCCAUCCAAUCCAGGAUUUCCCCCCCUGUUAAAUGUUGUUACUAGAUGGCGCCCUUGCGUACUUAUUUUACUGUUCUGCCAAAGGUUGCACUGUGCGUGCAAAUGUGACAUCAUCACGCUGUUUGUACGCCUUGUUAUGUUUCCAGAGGGGCAGACACAGCACCUCCGGUUGUGUUUUAUGCCAGAGUGUUAAUAGUGAAACUUCAUGUACUGGCCUCAGUAAAUAAACCAAAAGCUGAAAAGUGAAGAUCGAGUCAAGUAAGAGAGUCACAAUCGGAAAAAGUGUUUACGUGGAUGCAUUUCGGAAUAGCGAUCGACCUAAACCACCCCUCUUGAUCGGAAUACAGUUUCUUUCCGAAUGAGCUGAAUUGGAUCAGAAUCUUCCGAUCGACAUGUUUACAUGACGCAUUGUUAUUCUGAUCGUGCAUUUAUUCCGAUUAUUUGUGCCCAUGUAAACGCAGCUAUUGAGUAUUAGCUUCUGUACAGUUUCUCACACUUCUGCAUUCAUUUUUAGAUACACACUUGACUGGGCAGCUAACUUUGCACAGAGAAAACUUUCACAGAACAGCACAAUCUGUUAAAUAAUUUACACUGUUAAUGCUGCUGUUGGGUUAGAAAAAUGUUAAUGUAUAUAGACGUCUGUAAAUUUUCUGCAUGGAGAAAUCUUCUGUCUUCUAUAUUUUGAUAAGCAUUUUAAAAUCUGAGAGAAAACUGUUUCUAAACUGAGAAAAAAACUGACAAAAAUAUCUUAAAUGUGAUUGUUAUAUCAAGAUGAUGUCGGACUGCACCUCAAUGAUCUGGUUCAGAUUUAUUUAUUUCAUGUUCAGUCUUGAACUUUUCCUGGUCUGGUUAAAUUGACUGUGUUCUCUGAUUUUUGUGUUUUAGUGGCUCAGCCUCAGAACGACUGGGAGGUGACUUACUCUACAGCUCAGAUCUGUGUCUCUAGAGGAUCAACUGCGGAAAUAAGCUGCAACUUUAAGUACCCAAAAACAAUGAAGAGGAAGCAGAACAAACUCUUAAAAACAUUUUGGUUUAUUAGGAAACGUGGUGAUGAGUUUCUAAACAUUGAAACAGACUCAGAGUAUUCAGGUCGUGUGAAGACCACGUAUGAUGGGACCAGAUCCACCUUGACAAUCACAAACCUGACAGGGAGUGACUCAGCUGAAUACAUGUUCAGGAUGGAGACAAGCGUGGACAAAUAUUUUGGCUACCCAGGUGUCACCCUGUCUGUGAGAGGUAAAGUUUUCUCUGAAAUUUUUCAUCUUUUAUCUUUUUUAAAAUCCUGUAAAUUAUUGUAUUAUGUGUAUGUUUAUGUGGAAAGUACUGACAGUUUUAUCUGAUCAGAUGUCCAGAUAAUGGUGAGCAGACCAGGUGGGCAUUUGCAGUUGAAGUGUCUCAGCGGUUGUCGUCAAGAUUUUCGAUACAUUUGGUUCAAGAAUGGAGAGAAAAUUAAGAACCAAAAUUCACAAUAUCAUCAACCAGACCAGAUUCUGAACACAGACAGAUUUUCCUGUGCUGUAGAAGGAUAUGAGGACUUCCCCUCUCCUUCAGUGUGUGAGUUUACCCCUCCCUUUCCUCUAACACAACACUAUCUAUAGAGGUUUUAAAAUUUAGUGCGUGCACUGACUCUCUGGUCUGUGGCUAACAUUUCCACUUUAAAAAACAUCUCAUAUCUGUGAUGCUCAGAGUAAAAACUUGAUAAUAAAGAUUUGUUAAAGGACAGAGAGCAUAAACCAAGUACAUCAGUGACUGAAAUGUUAACUGUAAAAUGUGUUUCUUCUUCAGAUGCUUUCGAGCCUCCCUCUGUGUCAGUGAGUCCCUCUGCUGAGAUAGUGGAGGGUAGUUCAGUAAAUCUGACCUGCAGCAGUGAUGCUAACCCUGCAGCUACUUACACCUGGUACAAAGAGAAUGAAGACUCAGCAAAUGCUUCAGGACAGACCUUCACCAUCACUGAGUUCAGAGCUAAUCACAGUGGGAAUUAUUACUGUGAAGCCUGGAACAAAAUAGGACACCAGAAAUCCAGCCCACAUCAGAUCGUUGCGGCAGGUGAGAUAUUUACACACCUGCACACAGAGAGCUUACCCAAAAUACUCAAAGCAGCUCAUGAUAUGUUUAAUUAAUUAAUUUUUUCCUUCACAAACAUGUUUUCUCUGAAUCAGAUCUUAAAACUGACUAAAGUGAAUAAUUCAUGGAGGGACCUCCAUGUCAGAUUCUGGCUCAACAGAGUCUCAGACAGAGCUAAAGAUAUAGACCAGUCUGAUUCUGUUAGUAAUGUGUCUCACAUAUCUCUCUUCUUUCAUUCAAGGGAAAUCAACAAUAACAACCAUAAUUAGCAUCAGGUUGACCCUGUUCUUUUUGAUGUUGAUUCCUCCACCUCUCGUGAGUCUGUUGACAAGGUAAAACCAUAAAACUCCAUCAAUUCAAACACAUUUCUUUUAUGAGCUUCUUCACUUGGUUCAUAGUUUAAUUUCUUUUCUCUCUAUCACUGUAAAACUGACUUUUCUCAAAUGUAAUAAUCCAGGAAGAAGAAACCUCUGAACUCAAACACUGAACCAAGUGAACCUGCAGAGAUGAUAGAGGUGAGACUGACUGCUGACAAAAUAUCUUUACAGACCUGUUCAAAGAUGUCAGGAUCAAAGUUUCAAAAUGGGACUAAAAUACUUUCAAAGAUGAUCAACUCUCUUCAUCUGUCCUCAGCUGGACUCUGCUCAUGAGAAUGAGAAAGUCUCAGCGGUCACUGCAGCACAGACUGAAGACAUAGAGGAGCAGGAAGACAGGGUGUGAAGUCCAGUCAGGGUGGGGUGUCUCCAGUGGUGCUGAUGGUCUACUGGUCCCAUAACUGGACUAGAGUCCCCUGUUGAGCGGUUGCUGGUUCAACUCCCGCCCAUGAUCCUUUGCUGCACAUGUUCUCUCACUUUCUACACUCCUCAUUUGCUGUCUUUCUUCUGCUUUCCUAUCUACAAAAGGAAAAAAUGCCCCAAAACACGACUGUCAUGAAAGUCAAAUAGAAAAACAAGAUACUUUAAAAAUCAAGUCAAAAAUAAGACGUUUCAAACUCUUACUUUUGUCAUGUUGGUUAAGUUUUCUUUAUUUUUGCACAUUCAUGUUUUGUUUCAUGUCAUGUAUUUCCUGUUUUAUUUUGUAGUUCACCAACUCUUGUUUCUGUCUUCUAGCUUUGUUCCUGUCUGGUCUGCCCUCGUUUUGUCACACCUGCUGCCUGAUUGUGUUUCCCCACCUGUUCCCCAUCACCCUCACUACCUCUUGUAUUUAAUCUCAUGCAUCUCACUGUCUCAUCACCAGUUCGUUGCACUCUAUAGUCACGUUCCAGCAUUAUGCAUAGUUUUAGUCAAGUCAUGUAUUACCUUUGCCUGCUUUAUUUUUGACCUUGCCGUUUUACAAUAAAUCCUUGUCUUUUGGACCAACUGAUCUGGUGUUGUGCAAUUGUGUUCUCUCCUCUGUGUCUUGGUUUAUAACAGUUUCUACAGAGAGUCUGACCUCCUCCACCGAGAUAACAGACCAACUUCAGAUUCAUUCUCACUGUCUUAAUCUUUUUUUUGUGAUUGUACGCAGAUGCAGUGUGUUUCACCUUCCAGUUAGUUAAAAAAAAGUCCUGUCAACAAGACUUUGGCAGAUCUGUUGGUCCAGCCACUCUAAUAUUUCACUGUCCAAAAUGAUGGGCCAACUCAUCUCCUGUGUGGCAUAUUUAUUCUUACAGGAACUGCAAAAACAUAAAAACAGUCAUUAAUAGGAGCGCACUCUGUUCUGUGUCUUUACGCUUCAUCCUCACACACUGACUGGACUUCUCUGUUUUAUGAUAAACACUCUACACUUGCACUGUAAAACAACUCUUAAAGCAACACAAUACUACAGUGGUGUUGAAAUAAAAUCCAUGACAUUACUGUCUCAAUAUUUACACUAUUUUAACCAUUACAUCUCCUUUAUGAACUGUAUAACUGAUCUUUAGUUAAGUAAAUCUAUUUCAAACUAAUGUCUUUUAAUGUAUUAACACUGCACUGUCCCUUAAUACACUGAACAUAAAGUGUUUUACUUUCCCUCUUCCCACAAUGAAAACACACAGUGUGGCUUUAACCUAAAAUACAAGCGUGCACAAUACAGACUCUCAUCACGGUCUACUAACUGGACCAUAGCAUGGCACCACAGCCGCACCUGCCAGCCCAGCCCCUCACUCAGCUCAACUCCACACAAGCACCUCCCCACAGAAAAAACUUAAUCCAUUUAAUACGGUUUCUUGAUAUAAACUUAUAUUUUUACAGCUGUAAUGUGUAUCUCUCAGUAGUUAGCCUAUCCUUUAAACUCAAAAGAGACAUAAUUCAGUCCUCUGGUUCAUGACCACGAUUGCCAUGGACUACGAGUCCGCCAUUACAGAUACACAAUCCAGUGAGUCGCCUUUACAAACCCAUGAGCUUGUGAAUUCACUCUUUAGCUCGACGUCUGUUACACUCCAAGGCACUUAAGAUAUAUUAUUACUGUUGUCCAUUACGUUUAUAGUAUUUCUGAACCAGCUAACCUGCAAACACAUAAAAACAGUCAUUAAUAGGAGUGUACUCUAUGCUGUGCCUGUACCAUUGACUGUAUAUAAAAUGGACGCCAUCUGCCUCCUCGCUGGGUGAAGCCACCCCAAGAACAGCGCCCUCUGGUGACAGGCUGCAGUAUAGGUCAUAAAUCCUGCCCCCACCAGCCAUCCUUAUGGGGUCUGUGGACAAACUUUAGAAAUUUAUUACACAAAAUAUAAAUUCUUCUCCCCCCUAACUGUGAUGUUGACAUGUAGCUACUGUAAGACUGGUUUGUGCUCAAGUCCUCUUUUUUCUGUGCAGCUCCAUUUUUAAAAGUUAUUAGGUGGUUCAUGUUUUCUAUGAUUGACACUUGAUACAGCCUAUGUGCAAUGUUGGUUUCAGGAAGUGGAGAAAAAAAUGCAGAAUCACAGAGAGCUUUUUGGCUUCAAAUCCGUAUACUGGCAGAAGGUGGAACCAAGUUGUCCAAAGUAUAUACAGUCUAUGGUCUGAACGCUUCAUCCUCAGACACUGACUGGACUUCUCCUGCUGUUGCAUCAGCUAUCCGCUAGGUGAGGUACCGAGUGCCCCCUGCUGGUGAAACAUAUAUUACACUAUCUUACAGGAAAAUAGACACUACAGUAGUUAUAGUAUUGCACGUGAACUUUAUUCAUAUAAAUAAAAUGGGGGGUUGACUAUUUCCAUGCCUUCAAUAACUCAUAGUGCCACAUAAGCAGUAUCUCUAAGUGAUCUUUUUAAUUGAUUGCAUCUUUAUCUUGUAGUGACUGAGAAUAUUUAUGGGAUGAUCGAUGUAUGUUACAUUUUUGAUAAUCCUUUCUUGUGACAACGAGCUCUAUGAGAGUUUGACUGGAGGUUGAACGCUACAUCCUGACUCUACUAUUUGUUGUUUGUGUGACACUCUAUUUACUCUCUGAUUCAAAGGAUUACAACACCCCCCCCCCCCCCCAAAAAAAAAAAAAAAAAACACUUCCGUUGAAGUUCAAGUGUAAUCCGCUCACACAGAUUAGUUUCUUCCUCACAUACUUUGAGGUUUUUGAUUCAACUUUGUCCACCCACAGACUUUUUGACAUCCUUCCCCAACUAAUGGAGAUAACGUGUCGAUACUGAUGUUAAAAUAAAAUCAAAAGAUAGGACAAACUUAACCAUUUCAAGAGGAUUAAGUUGAUGAAAAACAGCUUCUUUAAGGUGUGGUCUCUUAUUGGUGUUUGAAUCAACAUUUAUGUUAUCAUUUAAAAAGGAAGGGCUUUUUUGGUCUGUUUCACACUUCAGUUUCCGCCUUCUGCUCACGGACUGCAGAGAAAAGACGCCCUUCAAGACACAACGCUGUUCAUAUUUGUAAGUAGAAUAGUUUAAUGAAAUGUCUGAUACUUUUUCAUCUCCUGUUAGCUUUUCAUGUCACAUAUUUGACUUGUGUUAUUAUCCCUAAAGUCCCAGAGAAAGGAGAGAGGAGCAGAGAUGAGUUUAACUGCAGCAGUGAGUGGAUUCAUCCUUCUCCUCUCUGUAUCAGGUACUUCAUAUCUAAAGCUUUUCCUCUUCACUCUGAGAAACCUGCAGCCUCUUUUUAAUUUGAUCAAAAACAGACUCUGCUUACAGAACCUGCAGUUUUUUCUCCAAAAUUCUGAUUGUAAUUUGCUGUAUUGAAAUCACUUUUUGAGUUUUUUAGUGGAUACUAGUUUUGCAGUCAGGCUAGUGUCUCAGGGACUCAUUUAUCACAACACAUCUGCAACAACCCUGUCUGUUCCUCUUCAUAGGUGUUAUAUUUCCAUGCUGAUGCUGCAUUGACAGCACUUAUCUAAUCAUUGAGUAUUAGCUGCUGUACAGUUUCUCACCCCUUAGACUUCUGCAUUUAUUUUUAGAUACACACUUGACUGGGCAGCUAACUUUGCACAGAGAAAACUUUCACAGAACAGCACAAUCUGUCAAAUAAUUUACACUGUUAAUAAUGCUGUUGGGUUAGAGAAGUGUUCAUGAAUAUAAACAUCUGUAAUUUUUCAGUAUGGAUAAAUCUUCUCUCAGAUAUUUUGAUAAGUAGUUUAAAAUCUAAUAUCAAACAGAGAAAAAAGCUAAACCUGACAAAAAUAUCUUACAUGUGAUUGUUAUAUCAAGAUGAUGUCGGACUGCACCUCAAUGAUCUGGUUCAGAUUUAUUUAUUUCAUGUUCAGUCUUAAACUUUUCCUGGUCUGGUUAAAUUGACUGUGUUCUCUGAUUUUUGUGUUUUAGUGGUUCAGCCUCAGAACGGCUGGGAGGUGACUUACUCUAAAACUCAGAUCUGUGUCUCCAGAGGAUCAACUGUGGAAAUAAGCUGCAACUUUAAGUACCCAAAAACAAUGAAGAGGAAGCAGAACAAACUCUUAAAAACAUUUUGGUAUAUUAGGAAACAUGGUGAUGAGUUUCUAAACAUUGAAACAGACUCAGAGUAUUCAGGUCGUGUGAAGACCACGCAUGAUGGGACCAGAUCCACCCUAACAAUCACAAACCUGACAGGGAGUGACUCAGCUCAGUACAAGUUCAGGAUGGAGACAAGCCUGGACAAAUAUUCUGGUUACCCAGGUGUCACCCUGUCUGUGAGAGGUAAAGUUUUCUGUGAAAUGUCUCAUCCUUUACCUUUUUGAAAAUCGUGUAAAUGAUUAUAUUAUGUGUAUGUUUAUGUGGAAAGUACUGACAGUUUUAUCUGAUCAGAUGUCCAGAUAAUGGUGAGCAGACCAGGUGGGCAUUUGCAGUUGAAGUGUCUCAGCCGUUGUCGUCAAGAUUUUCGAUACAUUUGGUUCAUGAAUGGAGAAAAAAUUAAGAACCAAAAUUCAAAAUAUCAUCAACCAGACCAGAUUCUGAACACAGACAGAUUUUCCUGUGCUGAAGAAGGAUAUGAGGACUUCCCCUCUCCUUCAGUGUGUGAGUUUACCCCUCCCUUUCCUCUAACACAACACUAUCUGAUGGAGGUUUGAAAAUUUGGUGCGUGCCCUGACUCUCUGGUCUGUGGCUAACAUUUCCACUUUAAAAAACAUCUCAUAUCUGUGAUGCUCAGAGUAAAAACUCAAUAGUAAAGAGUUGUUAAAGGACAGAGAGCAUAAACCAAGUACAUCAGUGACUGAAAUGUUAACUGUAAAAUGUGUUUCUUCUUCAGAUGCUUUCGAGCCUCCCUCUGUGUCAGUGAGUUCCUCUGCUGAGAUAAUGGAGGGAAAAAAUGUGACUCUGACCUGCAGCAGUGAUGCUAAUGUAGAAUCCAGUUAUACCUGGUAUAAAAGAAAUGAACUUCUACAUCCUCUGCGUCUCAGGAGAGGACCUCAGCUUGUCUUCAGCUCCAUCAAGUCCUCAGACUUUGGACAGUAUUACUGUGAAGUGAGGAACAUCUUUGGGACACAGAUAUCCGGGAACAUCUUGGCUGGUUAUACAUGUGUGUGAAACAUCACAGUUCAAACACAUUAGAAAGACAAUAAACUACACAACAACACCUCAAAACAGUUUUAUCCUGUAUUUGAACAAAAAGCACUAAGACAAAAUUUCUUCUUCUAUAUGUUUAUUUGCAAGUUUAAUUUACUAACUUUGAUUAAAUCCAUUUCCAGAUGAUCCAGAGCUUCCCUCUGUGUCAGUGAGUCCCUCUGCUGAGAUAGUGGAGGGUAAUCAUGUGACUCUGACCUGCAGCAGUGAUGCUAAGCCAGAUGCUACUUAUACCUGGUCCAGGAGAAAUGGUGAUCUAAGUCCUCAGAGUCUCAGAAAAGGAAAUCAGCUUGUCUUCAGCUCCAUCCAGUCCUCAGACUCUGGACAGUAUUACUGUAAAGUGAGGGGCAUCACUGGGUCCUCUAGGGACGUCUUAGUUUAUGUGAAAUGUGAGUAAAAAGUCACAUUUAAAGAGCAACAGAAGGAUGAAAACCAUACACAACCAUAUCCCAGAACAUUUUUUAUUCUGUGUUUGUUUCUUUGUCAUUUCUGUUUGUAUCCGUCUUCAGAUGCUCCAAAUUUCUCUUAUGUGUCUGUGAGUCCCUCUUCUGAGAUAGUGGAGGGCAGUUCAGUGACUCUGACCUGUAUCAGUUACGCCAACCCAGCACCACGUUCCACCUGGUACAAGGAGAACAACACCACGUUUCAGUCAACAGGAGGAAUUUAUACUUUUCUCAACAUCAGCCAUCUGGACAGAGGGAGAUACAACUGCAGAUCUGAGAAUCAAUAUGGAUCACAUGUAUCUCCCCCUCUCUCACUAGAUAUCCAGUGUGAGUAGAAGACAUUACAAAGUUAGAUCACCUGGUACAAAACUCUUCUUAACGGCUGAAAGUCUCCAUGUAGGAAACUUGAAUGACUAAAAUUUUCUUUCGAUCUCCUCCAGAUGCUCCAAAACGUCCCUCUGUGUCAGUGAGUCCCUCUGCUGAGAUAGUGGAGGGUAGUUCAGUAAAUCUGACCUGCAGCAGUGAUGCUAACCCUGCAGCUACUUACACCUGGUACAAAGAGAAUGAAGACUCAGCAAAAGCUUCAGGACAGACCUUCACCAUCACUGAAUUCAGAGCUCAUCACAGUGGGAAUUAUUACUGUGAAGCCCGGAACAAAAUAGGACACCGAAAAUCCAGCCCACAUCAGAUUGUUGCAGCAGGUGAGAUACUGUAUUUACACACCUGCACACAGAGAGCUUACCCAGAAUACACAAUUCAUCAUUUAUCAGAACCUGCUGAACAUGAGGUCAGAGAAAUUAUAGUUUCUCUACCAAGAAAUGCAUUUUUUUCAGAUAGAUUUGUAAUUUUUUUUUCCAACCAGAACAUGAUUUUUUUGACUGCAGCUGGUUUCAUAGUUAAAGAAAAAGAUUUUUACAAAUAACCUCAAAAGUCUUCUAGAGGAAACAGUUUGAUCCACUGGGUAGGAGACAAAAAAUAGAGUAAAUCCUCACAACAUUAAAGUAGCGGCCUACUAAGAAAAAAUAAAUAAAUAAAUGCAUAAAUAAAAUUUAAAACAGAGCUGAAAUUGCAAAGACUGAGCAGCUUUUACCUUCAGAGAAAUCCUGUUUUUCUUAUGAGCUCUCAUAAAGAAUUCAGUCGGGCAAAAUCAGGAUUACAGGAGAGACGUAGGUAGUGCUGUGUGCAUGCAUAUGCUGUUGGUGGCAAAGAUUAUAGACUAUUAAAAUUUAUGUCAGUAACAUAUAUCUGAUCACCAUUUCUCAGGAGGAGGGUUAGUACCAGUUGUUGCUGGAACACUUGCUGUUGUCCUGGUGGUUCUCGUGUUCCUCUCUGUCUUCUUGUGGAUCAGGUGAGCAGCUCUGUUUCACUGAGUUAUCAUAACUCAGUUUAUCAGAUGCAGGAAAUCGUUUACAUUUUAAUUUAUUCAUUAUUUUACUAGAAAAAAGAGAGCUACCAACGAAUCACCUGCAAAUGAAGCAAGACCAGACGACAGAGGGGAGGUGAGAACAGUUACUCAUUUUAUUCAAGAUAAAAGAAAACCACUCCUGAGGUGGAAUACAGACACACCGCUACUGGUUAUAGAAACUUUUGGUCUAAUCAGGGACAACAGGAGGAGCUGGUUGACCUUCAGUAUGCCAGCAUCAGCUUCUCCAAGAAUCCUACAGAUCUGUACAGUAACAUGAGACCAACUCAACCCAGCAGACAAAAGGAGCAACAGGAUGUCACUGAGUACGCUGCUGUCAAUGUUAGUCGUGCCGUCACCACCAAAAGGUGGGAAACUCUUUAACUAGGACUAGCCUUCUCACUAUAAGAUGAAACCUGUCUUGUUUUGAAAAGUUUCAUCUUUUUUUCCCUAAAGUGUUUUUAUUUUGUAAAAACAAAAUUGAUGAUUUAGUUUCUCAGUCUUCUGAGUCUUAGUUGUUUCUUGGUUUCCCUCCUCAGAACCAGAAGUCCAGAGACCGGAGAGGAUCCUACUGCAGUGUACAGCACGGUCAACAAAUCUAGAUGA
This is a messenger RNA of Xyrichtys novacula (pearly razorfish), 17572 nucleotides long. Lineage: Eukaryota; Metazoa; Chordata; Actinopteri; Labriformes; Labridae. The record is from the annotation of a GenBank genome assembly.